GUGAAAACUUAUAUUUUAACUUAGUGCAAAAUAAAACCUUGAAGAUCACACAAUGAAAAUCUUUCGGUUAAUAUUUCUAUUAAUUUCUGUGCUCAUUAUUACUGCUGAGUCGUCGCUUAUCAAUGAUUUCUUCGCAGGAGCUAAAAAUCUAUGGCCUAAAUCCAAUGACGUAAGCAGCAUAAAUCAAUUAAAAGACUUGCCAUCAUUGCAUUUUGAGUUCCCCAAAGAGAAUGAUGCGUUUUUGAAGGAAGGUUUAGAGCUAAUUAAAGCACCAAAAGAGACAUUUGAUUUAUGCACACAUCAAGUCAUACUUUCAUUGAAGAAAAACUGUAAUACAUUAAGUUUAGAGGAAAUUGGAAAAUUGGCAGUUAUGUUGAUGAAUUGUCAGCUACGGACUGAAGGAAGAUCCAUUUUUCCUUGUACACCUGAGAUGACAUUAGCACAGUGUACAAUGGGUUUUGACAACUCAAUUUACCAGCUAUACAAUAUUCUGACAAAUCGCGCCUUGUCAAUAUGCUCUGCCAUAAAACAGCAACAAUAUCGAAUGUUUACAGAGAUAGCUGUCAAUCGAUUGAUGCAUGCAUCUCAAAAGCAGGCAUUAACUAUUCAUGAUGCACUCCAAAAUCAGAAGAGAAUCAAUGAAAUGGGAAUUCAAAAUAUCCAAGAGUAUCAGGAGAAUUUCGACAAGAUUAAGGAGACACAAGAGCUAAAUAUGGAUUUUCUGGCAAAUGCAAAAGAGCAAAUAUCGGAACUAAAUACUGAUUUACAUCGUCAAUUGGAAAUUCACCAACUAUCCGAGCAAAAACUCAUAAAAAUUGAACAAUCUGCAGAUGAUAUAGCUAGACAACUCGAGAGUACAAAUGAGAAGAUUGUGCAGCAUUAUAAUGAAGCUUUAGCAUUUUUGGAACAUUUUAAGAAUAUUAUGCAAAUGAUUGCUGUAGUCACGACAACGAUUGAACAGAUUUUUGGAAAGAUUAAGGAAGUUAUGAAUGAAAUAGGGAUAGAAUUGACAUACGAGAUGGCCAUAACAUUAAUCUUUAACUUAGUUUAUUUCACAUGUGGAAUGAUCUUCAUAAUUUUCGUUAAUCUACAACAAAAGUACAAGAAAGUGCUGAUAUGUCUAUUCGUAUUAAACAGCUUAGCUGCUUUCUAUCAAUCACAAAUUCAUUUGCUUGCAACUAAUAUUUUCGUAUGGCUUUCAUUAAUUGGCUAUCAUCUGGCACAGAAGAUCAAAGAAAAAUUAUUUACACGCAAUAUAAAGCAUCUUGGAUUCAUGAAAUUAAAGAAGGAUGAAGACAACCAUUCUAAUUCAGGAGAUAAAAGUCGAAGUGUUUCUAGAGCUCGUUCUAUAACUCCAUUCGCAAAACCACCAGCUAAAAAGAAAGCAUUAGAAAAGAUUCCAAAUAAUAACAAUACAGAAGACGAAGAUGCUGAAUUGGCUGAUUUGUGUGAACGUGAAAUGAUAAAAAUCCAAAAUAACAUUCCACAAACUUCAUCGAUCAUUAUUGUUCCACGACCAGAUACGCCUAAUAAUCGUCCAAUGACUCCAACAAUUGCUCGUGUCUUAAGAACAGAAGGUGUUGAUGUUAAUCGUGCAGGAACGCCUUUUUCUCCAGCAAUGUCCACUCGAAUUCAAUGUCAAGCUACGACUCAAUUAGGAGCACAGUGUCGCAAUGCAGCUCUUGUUGGUUAUACAAAAUGCAAAGUACAUAAUUACGACUGAGACUUUCAUUUAUUUUUUUUGUCAAGUAAGUUUAACCGAAGAACAGGAACACUUAUUGAUAAUAUUAAGUUUUUUUUUUCAAAGACAAGUUUAUAGAUUUUUUUAAGGCAUUUAAUAAUUAAUAACUUCUAGAUUUAUUUAUUUUUAUUCCGAUGAAGAAUAAAAACUUUUUGAAGCCAGACU
Molecule: messenger RNA, 1906 nt
Organism: Chironomus riparius
Lineage: Eukaryota; Metazoa; Arthropoda; Insecta; Diptera; Chironomidae
Source: the annotation of a GenBank genome assembly